UGUGAGAGAGCAGUCGGCACUGAAGUGUGUCAAACUGACGCUGAGGCUUGACUGGAAUUUCAGGACUAUAUUUUACUUAGCCGGACAGGACGGAGACCUGCUUUGAGACGUGCGUCUUGUACGAAAAGCAAGACUGUUUAAGUUGUCAGAAAUACAAAUGUUGUCUACAUUCCCUCUGAUGUAUAUGGAUUGAUCUGCUGGCUCCUUGCUUCACUUCUUCAAACCUAUUCCAAUGUCUGAAGACUCAGAAUCCAAACCGUAUCUGUUCUCCUCCCUGGAGGGGCAGAGUGAAGCAGCCGGAUGCAGUUCAAUGUCGACGCUGCAUCGUAUGGGCAGUUUCGUGGAGGGGACCAAACUUGGCCUGGCAUCUGAAGGUAGCGACAGCAGCCAAGACACUCCCACCUCACCCCACAACAAACGGAAGAUGGCCCAUUCCCUCCAUGAGGAUGUGGAGAUGAAGAGCAGCAGGUCCAGUGGGAGUGGAACAGAGUCUCAUGGCAAUGAAUCCCAUGGUAAUGAGUCCCAUGGCAAUGAGUCUUCUGGGAGUUCCAAUAGCCGAAGCAAGGAUUCAGCACUAUUUGAGUCAUCGGCGAGUAACAAAAGCUCCAACUCUCAUAGUCCUUCACCGCCCAGCAGCACGAACGCCUUCAGCCUUCUGAGUGCCAGUUCAGAGCAGGACAACCCAUCUUCCAGCGGCUGCAGUAGCGAAGAAUCCGCCAAGGCGAAGACACAGAAAGAAUUGCUUAAAACUUUGAAAGAGUUGAAGCUUCAUUUGCCGCCGGAAAAGCGGAACAAGGGCAGCAAGUCGACGACGCUCAACACUCUGAAAUAUGCCCUGCGCUGCGUCAGACAGGUGGAGGCAAAUGAAGAAUACUACCAGCUGCUUAUGAUUAAUGAUAGUCAGCCAUCAGGGCUUGACGUUUCAUCAUAUACCAUAGAGGAGAUAGACAGCAUCACCUCUGAAUACACCCUCAAAAACACAGAUAUCUUUGCAGUGGCGGUGUCACUCAUCACUGGAAAGAUUGUCUAUAUUUCAGACCAGGCCGCCUCCAUCUUGAACUGCAAACAGGACGUAUUCAAGAAUGCUAAGUUUGUGGAGUUUCUUACACCGCAGGAUGUUAGUGUGUUUUAUAGCUUCACCACAACCUACAGACUGCCGUCUUGGAGCAUGUGCACUGGCGCAGAGUCGUCACCAUCAGACUGCAUGCAGGAGAAAUCCUUCUUCUGUCGCAUUAGCGGUGGUAAAGAGUGUGAGGGAGAUCGUCAGUACUAUCCCUUCAGAAUGACUCCUUACUUGAUGAAGGUUCAGGAUAUGGAGCACUCUGAAGAUCAGUUCUGCUGCCUCCUGCUGGCCGAGAGAGUGCACUCUGGCUACGAAGCUCCAAGGAUCCCCACGGACAAACGAAUCUUCACCACAACACACACCCCCAGCUGUUUGUUUCAGGAUGUGGAUGAGAGGGCCGUUCCAUUACUAGGAUACCUGCCACAGGAUUUGAUUGGCACACCUGUCCUGCUGCACCUACAUCCCAGUGAUCGACCAGUCAUGCUUGGCAUCCACAGGAAGAUCCUCCAGUAUGCUGGCCAGCCGUUUGACCACUCGAUCCGCUUCUGCGCUCGUAAUGGAGAGUACAUCACCAUAGACACCAGCUGGUCCAGCUUUGUCAAUCCGUGGAGCCGCAAAGUUUCCUUCAUCAUUGGCAGACACAAAGUUCGCAUGGGUCCAGUGAAUGAAGAUGUGUUUGCAGCUCCAGCUGCAGCUGAGGGCAAAUCUGUAGACUCCGACAUCCAGGAAAUCACUGAGCAAAUUCACAGACUCCUGGUGCAGCCUGUACACAACAACGGUUUGAGCGGCUAUGGGAGUCUGGGCAGUAAUGAUCACCUGCUGAGUGUGGCAUCAUCUAGUGAAAGUAACGGUAAUGGAACACGCCUGCGACAAGAGGAAGAGGAUGCCAGGAGAGCCAAACCGAGGAGCUUUCAGGAGAUCUGCAAAGGAGUUCACAUGCAGAAAAACCAGGAGCAGCAGUCCAAGAAGAGCCCUACUAAGUUUCUACAGAAAAGUUCAAUGGUUCGACCCAAAGAUUCUGCGUAUCCUGUGAACGUAAGAGAGUCUCCUGUGGAGCAGCGUGCUGGCCUUCAAGAGGAGCUGGCCUUCAAAGACAAGACCGUCUACUCCUAUCAGCAGAUUAGUUGCCUGGACAGCGUAAUCAGGUAUUUGGAAAGCUGUAACGUGCCCAUUACAGUGAAGAGAAAGUGCCAAUCCUCCUCAAACACAACGUCCUCAAACUCAGACGAAGACAAGCAGAGAGGUGUUGAGAGCUCCAUACAAGUGCCUGAAGAGGCAGGCCAUCUAAAGAACCAACCAGGUCUCUCAUCAUUAGAAGUGUCUAAGAAGCCUCCAGGCUCUGGUGUAGUGAGUCCGUCUCUGACUCCACUCGCGCUGCCCAGUAAACCUGAAAGCGUGGUCUCUAUUACCAGCCAGUGCAGCUACAGCAGCACCAUUGUACACGUAGGAGACAAGAAAGUCAUAUCCGCAACAAGACACAUCUCUCCAAAGCAAGAAUUCUCUUCCAAACUUCAAAAGAUCAUUGAAGACGUCCCCAGCACUGAAGGCACUGAAGGUCAGGGUCUCACUGUUCCUCCGGCCGCGGUCUCGCCACACAAUCAGGAGCGAGAGGCUUACAAGAAACUGGGCCUGACCAAGCAGGUUCUGGCGGCACACACUCAGAAGGAAGAGCAGGCAUUCCUCAGUCGCUUCAGAGAGCUGCGAGGUGUGCACGCUUUUAAAGCCGACUGCUCCCUCUAUCUGGAGAGACAGAAAGGACAAGUUACAUCUGAGGCUGUUCCCGCUGCUCGUUCUAAGCAGGGUGGCGGUGGUGCACCUGAGACCAGCGGAACCCGCCGGGGUCGCAACAAGAAGACCAAGUCCAAACGCAUCAAGCCGAACGAGUCGUCCGACAGCACUCCUUCAGGCCGUAGGCCACCACCCAGACCUCAGCUGCAGGGCCUCAACCAGACCUCCUGGUCUCCCUCAGACACAUCCCAAUCCACCUUCCCCAUCGCUUAUCCGGCUGUGAUGCCCGGGUACCCGCUGCAGAUGUACCCGGGAGCCGGCGGCAUGCAGCCCAGGGUAGAUGCUCCACUGUCAGGCUUUGGGGAGAGUCAGUGCAGCCAGGAUCCACGCAUCCCGAUGCAGCCUAUCCAAACGCCGUUCUCAGCUCCUCUGGUCACACCCAUGGUUGCUCUGGUGCUGCCCAACUAUAUGUUCCCACAGAUCGGCGGUGCUCCACGACAGCCAUUCUACCCCAAGCAGGGAAGUUUCCCCGCACAGCCUACCUUUCAACCUCAGCCUAGAUUUGCUGCACAAGCAGCGUUCCCUCCACAGUCCACAUUCACCAUACAGACCCAGUUUGCCCCCCAGAACCCCUUUACUCCGCAGACUCCAUUCCCACCACAGCCGUUUCCGUUCGUGUGUCCCGAAGAACUGCCAAAACAGCCUGAGCUGAGGGAGGAGCCUUCACGAAGCCCCACCCCUCAGUCCAUGGGUGGAGGCGGGCCGCCGUCCCCGCCUUUGUUCCAGUCGCGCUGCAGCUCGCCUUUGCAGCUCAACCUGCUGCAGUUAGAGGAGACUCAACGCUCUGCUGAGAGACAGGAGUGCACAGCGCCAUCUAUUGUACCACAGACAAACUGCAGCAGAAGUGUGGAGAAAGCAGGAAGUGCAACUGGGCAAACCAAAACUGACAAGUAUGAAGGGUCACCUGUCGACGGUCAGCAUAGUGAUGCGUUCUCAUCAUCUAGUGACCUGCUGGACAUUCUCCCAGAGGACUCGCGCUCCGGCACCGGCUCUGCUACCUCAGGCUCCAUGGGCUCUGGUUCUAAUGGCUGUGGGAUGUCUGCUAGCGGCGGGUCUGCCAGCAGAACUGGAAGCAACAACAGCAGUAACUACUUCGGCAGUGUGGAUUCUUCACAGAAAUCCCAUAAGGACAAGGAGCAAGUCUCUGGUUCGGGCUCUGGGGCGCUGGCGCUGGAUGGGAGUGAGACGCUGAUCAAGUAUGCACUGCAGGACCCGCUGUGGCUGCUCAUGGCUAACGUGGACAAAGAUGUUAUGAUGCCAUACCAGUUACCAUCUCGUGACAUCCAGAAGGUUCUGAGGGAGGACAGGGAGAAGUUGCGGCAGAUGCAGAAAAGUCAGCCACGCUUUACAGAAGAGCAGAAGAGAGAGCUGGCGGAGGUGCAUCCCUGGAUGAGAAGAGGUGGGCUGCCCAAAGCCAUCGACGUCAAGGCAUGUGUCGGCUGUGAAGAGGUCAGUGAAACCCUGACAGAGGAGGAUCCACCAGAUCUGCACAUGGGAGAAACAGAAAGCAGUGAUGUCACGGUGCCUCCGGCCAAUAGCAGUGAAGACUCUACACACUCAGAAACACAUGCCUGUCCUGGUCCUGUCACCUGAACUGAACCCCUCUUUCCACCUGUAAGAAUACAAACCUCGUCUGAUAUCAAAGCGGACAUUUUAGCAUAGAAAAAAUGCCUCUGCCGCUGCCACAGACCUUCAUGAAGACUCGUUCUGUUGCUUGUUUGUGUGAAUGUGUACAGAAGUGUAAAUACAUGAAUGGGUGAGAGAAUAAAUCAGAGUGAAUGAAUUAUUUCCAGACUGUCUAAACUGUCUUUUAAGCCAGACUGUGCUGUUCAAUGACCAUUACUGUUAGAUUGUAAUAUUAAGGAAUAAUAUUUCCUUUUCAGUGUUUCCCCGGCAGUUUUUUUUUCCUUAAUGUGCCUAUACACGGACUAACUUAUUUCUUUUUUACAACUUUUUUUUUUUUUUUUAAAGGAUAAAACCAUUUUAUAUGCUUUUUUUUUCUUCUAAAUAGAUGUAUAAGCUCUUGUAACAGUUCUUCUGGUGUUUGAUAGUUGUGUUGUUGGAUAUGUUUCUGAUAUCCUUUCAAAUUCACAAUUUAACACUGAGGAUUUGUAGUUUAUGAGCUGAAUUAUUAUUUAUUAUGGAUGCACCGAAUGUUCGGCAACCAAAAUCAUUUGGCCGAAAAUAGCAAAAGACGUGACGCGAUCAAAUGGCAAGCAGCGUAGAGUGAGAUUCGCGCACUCUUUAUAAUGCAGCAAACAUGACGGCAGUGUGGAAGCAUUUAAAACUGUCUGAGAAAGAGGCAAAAAUCAUUACAAGCACCGACAGCGAGAGACUGUUUAGUACUGCAGCGCAUGUCUUCGAUAAGAAGAGAAAGUGGUGCUUGUUGCUGGUUACUGUACACUCUAAAAAAUGCUGGGUUAAAUACA
Molecule: messenger RNA, 5280 nt
Organism: Sinocyclocheilus grahami
Lineage: Eukaryota; Metazoa; Chordata; Actinopteri; Cypriniformes; Cyprinidae
Gene: per2
Product: period circadian clock 2
Exons: 24
Coding region: 233-4444 (1403 amino acids)
Biological process (GO): entrainment of circadian clock by photoperiod; negative regulation of transcription by RNA polymerase II; circadian regulation of gene expression
Cellular component (GO): cytoplasm; nucleus
Molecular function (GO): transcription cis-regulatory region binding; transcription corepressor binding
Source: RefSeq, a predicted model, not a curated record